This is a messenger RNA of Exophiala oligosperma, 4210 nucleotides long. RefSeq lists its product as uncharacterized. Gene Ontology annotation, molecular function: RNA binding; zinc ion binding; ATP binding. Gene Ontology annotation, cellular component: cytoplasm. The transcript is spliced from 2 exons. The record is from RefSeq and is a predicted model, not a curated record. Gene Ontology annotation, biological process: nuclear-transcribed mRNA catabolic process, nonsense-mediated decay. Lineage: Eukaryota; Fungi; Ascomycota; Eurotiomycetes; Chaetothyriales; Herpotrichiellaceae. Bases 315 to 3530 code for a protein of 1071 amino acids.
GCUCCCUCUUCGCCCCUCCACCCACCUCCCAUACAAGAACUCUCUCUACCCUCUACUCCUCUCGCGCGUGUCCUCCAUAGCGCGUACGACAUUCUGGAGACAUUUGGAGGGGUGUGGAAUCGUGGUGUCGGUGUGAUACAAAUGGUAGCAGUUGUCACUAAAAGACUCUCUCGCUCACCCUCUCAAACUGCGCCCCCAAUACCAUAAACCUUCACAACUUCUCUCUAUACUUCUGUACCGCGAACGGACGGGACGUUACGUUCUAAAAGGCUCUCUCUCUUUGAGGAGUGCCUUUCGUCGGAACAUCGACAGAUAUGGAGGCCUUUAGUAAUAUGGGAAACCAUUUGGUUUCCAACUCCGCAGCCGCAAUAAACGCCAGCGACGACAUUUCAACGGUCGACCCAGACGAAAGUAUCCUCAGCCUCGCCAAGGGUCCUAGAAGACGACAACACGACGAUGACGAGUCCGAGAGUGUCGAGGAAGACGACUUGGAAAGCCUAGCCAGUGCAGCGGUGGACGGCAAGAAACAGUCCACCAAGGCUGAGGAGGAGAAGGAAUUACCACCACAUGCGUGCGCGUAUUGUGGCAUUCACAACCCCAGCAGCGUCGUCCGAUGCCUGACUUGUAGCAAGUGGUUCUGCAGCGCUCGCGGAAACACUUCGUCCUCUCACAUCGUCAAUCAUUUGGUUCGGGCACGCCACAAGGAAGUCCAGCUGCAUCCGAGCAGUUCGUUGGGCGACACCGUUCUGGAGUGCUACAACUGUGGAACCAAGAAUGUAUUUCUGUUGGGCUUCAUCCCGGCAAAGUCAGACACCGUGGUCGUCCUGCUCUGUCGACAACCGUGCGCGGCCAUGCCUUCGUCCAAGGACAUGAAUUGGGACACUUCCAGGUGGCAACCCUUGAUCGAGGACCGGUCUUUCUUGUCGUGGCUCGUCGCACAACCGACCGACCAGGAACAGCUCCGCGCCCGACAUUUGAGCCCGCAGAUGAUUGCAAAACUGGAGGAACUGUGGAAGGAAAACUCGGCCGCCACCAUCACGGACCUCGAAAAGGCAUCGAACAUCGAUGACGAACCUGCGCCGGUUCUGCUCCGGUACGACGACGCGUACCAGUACCAGAACGUUUUUGGACCUCUGGUCAAGAUCGAAGCCGACUAUGACCGUAAAUUGAAGGAGAGCCAGUCGCAAGACAAUUUGAUCGUGCGCUGGGACUUGGGUCUCAACAACAAGCACUUGGCCAGUUUCAUUCUCCCCAAACUCGAGCUGGGCGAUGUCAAACUGGCCGUCGGCGACGAGAUGCGCCUGAAGUAUACCGGCGAUCUGCGUCCCGCGUGGGAGGGAGUUGGCUACGUUUACAAGAUCCCGAACAAUCAGUCCGACGAAGUCACUCUCGAACUGCGAGCCAAAGGAGAUCACAAAUCAGUGCCGACCGAGUGUACUCACAACUUCACGGCCGACUACGUCUGGAAAGCCACGUCCUUCGACCGAAUGCAGCUUGCUAUGAAAACUUUCGCCGUCGACGAAAUGAGUGUUUCUGGCUAUAUUUUCCACCGUCUCCUCGGCCACGAAGUUGCAGCAGCGCCCAUGAAGACCCAGAUGCCCAAGAAGUUCAGCGUUCCCGGAUUGCCCGAACUCAAUAGCAGCCAGAUCAAUGCUGUCAAGUCAGUCAUACAGAAACCACUGAGCUUGAUCCAGGGACCUCCCGGUACGGGUAAGACAGUCACCUCGGCAACCAUCAUUUACCACCUUUCUAAGAUAAACGGUGGCCAAGUGCUGGUUUGCGCACCAUCCAACGUAGCCGUUGACCAGCUCUGUGAGCGCAUUCACCGCACCGGGCUCAAGGUCGUUCGUGUCACGGCCAAGUCGCGAGAAGAUGUCGAAUCUCCCGUGCGUUUCCUCUCCUUGCACGAACAGGUCCGUAUGAAUGACAGCAACGUCGAACUCAGCAAGCUCAAUCAGCUCAAGUCUGAAUUGGGUGAAUUGUCUAGUCAGGACGAGAAGAAGUACAAGUCCCUGACACGUUCAGCUGAGCGAGAGAUCCUACAGAACGCCGAUGUCGUUUGCUGUACUUGUGUUGGUGCUGGAGACCCAAGACUGGCAAAGUUCAAAUUCCGAACCGUCCUGAUUGACGAAUCAACUCAAUCGGCCGAACCCGAAUGCAUGAUUCCCUUGGUUCUUGGUUGCAAGCAAGUCGUGCUUGUCGGUGAUCAUCAGCAGCUUGGCCCUGUCAUCAUGAACAAGAAGGCGGCCAAAGCAGGUCUCAAUCAGUCCUUGUUCGAACGUCUGGUCAUCCUUGGCUGUGCACCUAUUCGUCUCAAUGUCCAGUAUCGUAUGCAUCCUUGCUUGUCGGACUUUCCCUCGAACAUGUUCUACGAAGGAUCUUUGCAGAACGGAGUUACAGCCGAGCACCGCACUCGUCGCGAGAUCGACUUCCCGUGGCCCGUGAUUCAGAGUCCCAUGAUGUUCUGGUCCAACCUUGGCAACGAAGAAAUUUCGGCUUCUGGCACAUCCUACCUCAACCGAACCGAGGCCGCGAACGUCGAAAAGAUUGUCACGCGUUUCUUCAAGGCCGGAGUCAAGCCAGCCGAUAUUGGUGUCAUUACUCCAUACGAAGGCCAACGUAGCUACAUUGUCAGCUCGAUGCAAGCCAACGGCACUUUCAAGAAGGAAUUGUACAAGGAAAUCGAAGUUGCCUCGGUCGAUGCCUUCCAAGGACGAGAGAAGGACUACAUUAUCCUGUCUUGCGUCAGAUCCAAUGAUCACCAAGGUAUUGGUUUCUUGAGCGACCCUCGUCGUCUCAACGUCGCCAUGACCCGAGCCAAGUAUGGUCUCGUCAUUCUCGGAAACCCCAAGGUGUUGUCCAAACACCCUCUGUGGCAUUACUUGUUGCUGCAUUUCAAGGAACGUAACUGCCUCGUCGAAGGACCUUUGACCAACCUUCAGAUCUCGCUCCACCAGUUCAGUCGACCUAAGCAAUCGUAUCGCGGUCCCCAACGUUACCAGAUGGCAUACAACCAUGCUAACCACAUGGCCAGCGGAAUGAUGAAUGGUCGAGGUGGUCCUCGCGACAGUGGCUCGGUUGUCGGCUAUAUUCCCGACGAUGUUUCAUCUAUUCACUCAUCAGCUAUGGGUGGCGUUGGUGUCCCAUCUGGUUACCCACCAAUGUUCCAAGGCUUCACCGCCGACACCUGGCCCUCUCUCCAGAAUGCAAAUGGUCGUCGAUCGAAUGGGGUCAAACCCAGAGGAGUCCCGGGUAGUGUCGCGGGUGAGUCGACUGUUGCGACGGAGUCUGAUGUCACUGGUAGUGUCAUUGACCAAGGCGGGGUCAGUCUUGAUCAGCUGUCUAUUCACGACGUCAACAGGCACGCCAGUUACAACCAGGCGGAUCGAUUGAAGCGAUAUGUCGAAGGCGGCGUUCCCAAUGCCGGCUACAUGGGCAACUCUAGACUCGGCAAGGGUAUGCACCAGGACGAGGACGCUCAGAGUGUUUCGACGGCAUUCGCCAGCCAAGUCGGAGGCGGCUACGACUGAUCUUAGAGGACGGAGACGAACGAUGAUUCAUUUGAAACUACUCUUGAGCGCUCAACAGAGCCAUACUGUUUUUUGAUGCAGUUCUUACAUCGUAUCUUCAAGCGAGAAGACCCGUCAUCGGCACCGAUCUUGGCCGUCUACAGCGUCGUACCCAAGAAAAGAAAAAUGCAGAGCUGCUCUAGUCAGCGACACUGGACAAUGUUGAGCAUUUGAACCUGUGAUUAUUAUUAUCCAGGUCGGCUCACGGUCUUGCACCUUCGGAAGAGGCUCGACCUUUCCCAGCAUGUGAUAUUUGUUGGCAAGUGAUGACUGCAUACUGGUUCGUCCGAGCCGUACGCCAUCUGCCGAUAGCCACGGGUUCUGCGAGAAGGUAAAACUCGACAGUCAUUUAUCGAUACAGUUGGGGUCGCAUCGUGGAAGAAAGGGAGUGUGUGUGUGUGUGUGUGUGUGUGUGUGUGUGUGUGUGUGUGUACGAGUGUGAAGAGAGAUGGGAGGUGUGCAAAGCAAGCAGGACAGGAGAACACUGGGGACUAGUAGUGCAAAGAAAGUUGAAGGGGUGAAAAGUGGAAUCAAAUUGACAUUGAUGUUGUGAGAUUAGUACCGUUGUUGUUGUUGCUGCUACCUUUUUCUCAGACCGACCCAUAUACACUCGUUUGAACUCAACAAAGUCAUUCAUUCUA